Molecule: messenger RNA, 552 nt
Organism: Aspergillus bombycis
Lineage: Eukaryota; Fungi; Ascomycota; Eurotiomycetes; Eurotiales; Aspergillaceae
Exons: 4
Coding region: 1-552 (183 amino acids)
Biological process (GO): proteolysis
Molecular function (GO): serine-type carboxypeptidase activity
Source: RefSeq, a predicted model, not a curated record
AUGCUCCACAUCGACCAGCAAAUUGGAGCUGGGCUCUCCCAUGGUGUUGAAAUGGUUGUGUCGACAUAUACCGCCGACAAAUACGUUUGGAAAAUCAUAAGGGGUCACUACGGACCAGGGUUCGCAGCCUACAUAUUGAAGCAAAACCUUGCUACCCAGCAGGGCAAGGAAACAGGAGAGGAAAUCAACCUGGUUGCCCUCGGCGUCAACAACGGCUUCACCCACGCCGCCGACGUCUACAAGUCCUACAUUGACUAUGCCAUGUUUGCCCGCGCUCAACAAGUGCCCGAGCCCGACCGGCGGAAUGCCGCUUGCGUUGCUGCAUCGGUGAGACGCUACGAGCUGAUUCAAGGGCCUAUCGCAUCAACUGCUAGCUUUGAUGUACGCGCCCUCACCCAGGACCCCAACCCGCCCAGCACCUAUAGCAAGUACCUCUUGCGCUUAGACGUUGUCAACGCGAUUAGCGCUCGCUCGCUGUAUCCAGAGUGUCCCAUGACUGCGUAUGGGCUCUUUUCCGCAACUGGAGAUAGGUAUCGGUCAUAUAUCCAGUAG